UCGGGGCCCCACACAAUGGACGAGCUCGCUGGAGGCGGUGGUGGCAGUCCGGGGAUGGCGGCACCUCCCCGGCAGCAGCAGGGGCCUGGGGGGAACAUGAACCUUUCUCCAGGGGGGAAUGGAGCGGCGGGCGGCGGGGGUCCUCCGGCUGCCGAGGGAGCGGGCCCCGCGGCAGGCCCUGAGCUGUCCCGGCCGCAGCAGUACACUAUCCCGGGGAUACUGCACUACAUCCAGCACGAGUGGGCACGAUUCGAGAUGGAGCGGGCGCACUGGGAGGUGGAGCGGGCCGAACUGCAGGCCCGGAUAGCAUUUUUGCAAGGAGAAAGAAAAGGUCAAGAAAACUUGAAGAAGGAUUUAGUAAGAAGAAUAAAAAUGUUAGAAUAUGCAUUAAAACAAGAAAGGGCAAAAUACCACAAAUUAAAAUACGGCACAGAACUGAACCAAGGAGAUUUGAAAAUGCCCACCUUUGAAUCAGAAGAAACCAAAGACACAGAGGCUCCCACAGCACCUCAGAAUAGCCAGCUAACAUGGAAGCAAGGCAGACAGCUGUUACGACAAUAUCUUCAGGAAGUAGGUUACACAGAUACAAUAUUAGAUGUACGGUCUCAGCGGGUAAGGUCAUUACUUGGACUAUCCAAUUCAGAACCAAAUGGAUCAGUAGAAACAAAAAAUUUAGAACAGAUCCUGAAUGGAGGUGAAUCUCCUAAACCAAAAGGACAAGAAAUCAAAAGACCCUCUGGUGAUGUUCUUGAGACGUUCAAUUUCUUAGAAAAUGCUGAUGAUAGUGAUGAAGAAGAGGAAAAUGACAUGAUUGAAGGCAUCCCAGAAGGAAAAGACAAACAUCGGAUGAAUAAACACAAAAUAGGUAAUGAAGGCUUAGCUGCUGACCUCACUGAUGACCCUGAUACUGAAGAAGCACUGAAAGAAUUUGAUUUUUUAGUGACUGCUGAAGAUGGAGAAGGAGCUGGAGAAGCACGGAGUUCAGGGGAUGGCACAGAAUGGGACAAAGAUGACCUCUCCCCAACUGCUGAGGUUUGGGAUGUAGACCAGGUACUAAUAAGUAAACUGAAGGAACAGUACAAGAAGGAACGAAAGGGGAAGAAAGGGGUGAAGAGGGUCAACAGGACAAAACUCUACGACAUGAUAGCUGAUCUGGGAGAUGAUGAGCUGCCUCACAUCCCUUCAGGAAUCAUUAAUCAGUCUAGGUCACCCUCCACUAGAAUGACUGAUCAUGAACGUGCAAGAGCAGAGGAAGCUGAACCAAUAACGUUUCCAUCUGGAGGAGGCAAGUCAUUUAUUAUGGGUUCUGAUGAUGUUUUGUUAAGUGUACUGGGCCUUGGAGACCUUGCAGACUUGACGGUAACAAAUGAUGCAGACUAUAGUUAUGAUUUGCCUGCCAAUAAAGAUGCCUUUCGAAAGACAUGGAACCCCAAGUAUACACUACGUAGCCAUUUUGAUGGAGUACGGGCAUUAGCUUUUCAUCCUGUAGAACCUGUGCUGGUUACUGCCUCUGAGGACCAUACUCUGAAACUUUGGAACUUGCAAAAAACAGUUCCUGCCAAAAAGAGUGCCUCUUUAGAUGUAGAGCCUAUCUACACAUUUAGGGCCCACAUUGGUCCUGUUCUGUCAUUAGCUAUUAGUUCUAAUGGAGAACAGUGUUUCAGUGGUGGUAUUGAUGCAACCAUCCAGUGGUGGAAUAUGCCUAGCCCUAAUGUGGAUCCGUAUGAUACGUAUGAGCCAAAUGUUCUAGGUGGCACUUUAGUUGCUCAUUCAGAUGCAGUCUGGGGUCUUGCUUACAGUGGUAUAAAAAAUCAGUUACUGUCUUGUUCAGCAGAUGGCACUAUUAGGUUAUGGAAUCCACAAGAAAAAUUGCCAUGUAUUUGCACUUACAAUGGAGACAAAGAGCAUGGAAUACCUACAUCAGUGGACUUUAUAGGCUGUGAUCCAGCUCAUAUGGUGACCUCUUUCAACACUGGUAGUACAAUAAUUUAUGAUUUAGAGACAUCACAGUCAUUGGUGAUACUUUCAUCACAGGUAGAUUCUGGUUUACAAUCCAGUAAUCAUAUUAACAGAGUAGUAAGUCAUCCCACACUUCCUGUUACAAUAACAGCUCAUGAAGAUAGACACAUCAAAUUUUUUGACAAUAAAACGGGUAAAAUGAUCCAUUCUAUGGUAGCUCAUCUGGAUGCUGUUACAAGUCUAGCAGUCGAUCCUAAUGGAAUCUAUUUGAUGUCUGGAAGUAAGUUUAAACUUCCUGUGUUACCCUCAAACUUUAUAAAGGAAUUGUUACUCAGUAACAAACUUUGUGACGUUCUUUUUACAGGCCAUGACUGUUCCAUUAGAUUGUGGAAUUUAGACAGUAAGACAUGUGUGCAAGAAAUAACAGCUCAUAGGAAGAAAUUGGAUGAAUCAAUUUAUGAUGUUGCUUUCCAUCCAUCAAAAGCAUAUAUUGCCAGUGCAGGGGCUGAUGCCCUUGCCAAAGUAUUCGUGUGAUACAACAGAAACUUGCAUCAUAACAAAAGAUUUGUUUGGACAGAAAAGAGGGUCUGCAUCACUGCCAUCAAAGAGGUUACUGAUAAGACACUACACAUGAUCUGCCUGGGUGAAGGCUAUUUAGGAGAGGCAUAAAUUGGUGGAAAUCACAUCUUAAAUAAUGUCAGGUUGUUAAUUUAACUGUAAUUACUGUAUUUGGUGGGACAAAAAGUAAAAAAAGGACUCCAGUAUUUGCAGCCUGUACUGGAUAUGAACUGAGCAUAUGUCUGUUUUUUAGGUGUCUUUAAGCAAAUGUGGAGUCUUACCUUACAAAAAGACUUUUAUUUUGGACUCUGUGUGCUGCCUUAGGGUUAGGAAUGUGGUGCUCUUGUGGGGGGAAGUGAGCUCCAAGAGUAGCUUUUGUUCAUCUCUUAGUGAUCUUCUGUUCAUCGGUUGAAUGCCACAGAUUCCCUUUUAAAUUUAUUUUGCUUUAAAAAAAAAAAAAGAAAGAAAAUUUAACUUAAAAUAUUUUAGCAUUAGUUGCACAAAAUGUUUGGAUAAAAUUCUAGUUUUUAUAAGUCUUUUUAUAUAUUUAGCCUGU
This is a messenger RNA of Trichechus manatus latirostris (Florida manatee), 3073 nucleotides long. It is a transcript of the gene STRN3, whose product is annotated as striatin 3. The coding region runs from base 16 to 2493 and encodes 825 amino acids. NCBI's taxonomy places the organism in Eukaryota, Metazoa, Chordata, Mammalia, Sirenia, Trichechidae. Gene Ontology annotation, cellular component: dendrite. The transcript has 17 exons. The record is from RefSeq and is a predicted model, not a curated record. Gene Ontology annotation, molecular function: protein-containing complex binding; armadillo repeat domain binding; protein phosphatase 2A binding.